AUGAAACAAACAAACAAAUUGUCUACAGUUUUAUUCCCUCGACAUCUUACAUCACAAACAUCUCCACGUACAAUUAAUCUUAUUCAUACAUUACGUAAUUAUUUACAUUAUCAUAUUAAAUGUUCAAAAGGUUAUAUACAUCGUAGAAUGAGAGGUAAAACAUUAGAAUUUAUAAAAAUAUUAAAUCGUGCUAGACCACAAUAUUAUUAUUAUUAUUAUUAUUAUUAUUCAAAUAAUCCUGUUAUUCAAACUGAUCAUAUUGGAAUAAAUAGAUCAAAUUUGUCUAGUUCAUUUUUUAUGAAUAAUGUAAUACAUAGAAAUGGUGAAAAUGAUAUUUAUGAUAAUGAUGUCAAUGGAAGUAUAUCAACAGUUUCAAUAUCAUCAUCAUUUGAUCAAGAACAAACAUCGAUUGUAAAUCAACAUAUAUCUUAUAAACUUCCUCAAUCUUCAGAUUUAAUGCUUAAUAAUGGUUAUAUAUAG
This is a messenger RNA of Heterobilharzia americana, 480 nucleotides long. Lineage: Eukaryota; Metazoa; Platyhelminthes; Trematoda; Strigeidida; Schistosomatidae. The record is from the annotation of a GenBank genome assembly.